This is a messenger RNA of Paramisgurnus dabryanus, 1603 nucleotides long. RefSeq lists its product as uncharacterized. The record is from RefSeq and is a predicted model, not a curated record. NCBI's taxonomy places the organism in Eukaryota, Metazoa, Chordata, Actinopteri, Cypriniformes, Cobitidae.
UUUAUCAUUUUACAGGUAUUAUUUAUGCCCUAACAGCAACAUUACACACUAACUAGGGUUUAAAAAAUGGGAUCAGAAAGAACAUGACCUUUAAAAUAUAUGCUCGUGGUUGCUGUACAUUUGCAGCAACACUUUCAGUUUUCGUAGUAAAGAGGAUUUAGACCUCUUUUUUACUUGCUGUUUCCAUGGUGAAUCGUAAUAUUGGAGCUCCAUUGAUGAUGGCUUUUCAUAGUGGUUGUGCAUGCGCUUAACUCAGAGUCAAUCUAUUUAGAGUCGAUUGAACUAACAGAUCAGCUGUUCUGUAACCGAAAACUCAGAGUUUCCUAUCCCAGAGUUCAAGUUUAAACUAAGAGUUGGUUGAACCUCCUUAUUGAAACUGGCCCCUGGUGAACUUGGAUCAUGAUUUAUAAAUCAGGUUUGUUUUGUUUUUGCCUGUGGUUGGCACGUGGUAAGUAACGGACUGGUUUUAUGCUAAAUAUCUUGAUUUGCAUAAAUGUUCAUUACAAUUUAACCGCAAUUUUGUGGAAAUUAAAAAAAAAUUUCAGGUGUGUUUGCUGUUGGUGGAGAUGAAGUGAAGUCAGUGUCAGUGAUGGAGGGAGAUUCUGUUACUCUACACACCGAUCUUACUGAAAUACAGACAGAUCAGCAGAUAGUGUGGAUGUAUGGACCUAAAGAGACUCGUAUAGCUGAAAUCAUUAAACAAGCCAAUUGGAGCUUUAUAUUUGAUAUUGGGAUAUUUAGAGCCAUACUACAACUGAACAGUCAGACUGGAUCUCUUAACAUCACAAACAUCAGACCAACUUACAAUGGACUUUAUAAACUACAGAUCAUCAGUAGCAGAGCAACCUCGUACAAAAGAUUUAAUGUUACUGUCUGUGCUCACCUGCCCGUUUCUGUCAUUACUCGUAACUCUUCAAACUGUUCAUCAUCAUCAUCAUCAAGCUCAAAAUGUGUGGUAUUGUGUUCAGUGUUGAAUGUGAGAGAUGUCAGUCUGUCCUGGUACAAAGGAAACAGUUUAUUGUCCAGCAUCAGUGUGUCUGAUCUCAACAUCAGACUCUCUCUACCUCUGGAGGUUGAAUAUCAGGAUACAAACACAUACAGCUGUGUGGUGAGAAAUCCUAUCGCAAACCAAACUCAACAUCUCAACAUCAAUCAUCUCUGUCAGCCGUGUUCAGAUUAUGGUCAUUGUUGUGGUUUUACCGAAGCUGUGAUCCGAUUGGUCAUCUCUACUCUUGUGGGCGUGGCUACUGUAGUUGUUCUGGUUCAUCACUUCAGAUCUACAGAAGAGAGCACAAACACAGCUGGACUUUAGAGGGCAGCAUUUUUAGGGAAAAAAGUCUACAGUACUAUUUAUUUCACAGUAUUUCUUUUAAAUUCAUUUUAGUGUCUCUUGUAAUAACUGCUUAGAUCAUGUUUUUACGUUAAAAACAUAAAAUGAAAAUUAAUCUUGCUCGCAGCAGCAAAUAUUCUUCCACUAUUGGCCUUAGGAAUAUGAAUAUUUCAAGUAUUACAUGAUGCAAAUCAUAAUGUAUAAUGCCAACACUCUUCUCUAUGUCUAAACUACUCCGUGGAGAACCCUCCAGCUUUUGCCGAUGAUGAUGAG